CAAAGAAAGCCUGGGAAACCGCCAUGGACGGCGCCUUCUCCUCCCACGAGGAAGCGCACCAAGACAUCAUCCUCGACUGGGCCUUCUCACCGCCGCCGCCACACUAUCCCUUCGACCUCCUCGAACCCAUCCCUGUUCCAUCGAUGCCUGCGAAGCGCCCGCCGCCGUCAGCCUUCGUCGAGUACACAGCGUCGGAAGGCACCGCUCCCUCCUUCCGGUGCUUCGGAGACGUCGACAACAUCCACCGGAGAGUGAACCGAUUUCUGGGAUCCAUGGAGAUGGCCGCCAGGCCGGGGAACUCCGACGAGAGGGCGGGAAGGAGCCGGGGGUUUCGACACAUGAUGAGGGAGAGGGAGAGAAGGGAGAAGCUGAGCCAGGGCUACGCUGAGCUCCAUUCCAUGCUCUCGUGCACGUCAAAGGGGGACAAGAUUUAUAUAGUACAAUCGGCGGUGGAGCGGCUGAAGGAGUUGCAGCAGGCAAGGGAGAAGCUACGGAAGCUCGGCAGAGACCUUGAGCUGAUGGUAUCCGGAAAUGACACGGAAGCGGAGGUCUCGUCGAUCAAAGUGGACGUCAAGAACUGUUCGUCAUCGAUGGGUUCUAUGAUCUCUGUGCUCCGGCGUUUGAAGCACAUGGAGUUGAAGGCCACCGCCAUCCGGUCCACCUUCUCCAACCGGGAUUUAUCUGUGGAAGUGGCCAUUGAUUCAAAGGUGGCAAAAGACAAGGUGGAAAGAGUCAUGAAGACUGCUUUAGCAGAAGAAAGACACUGGUGCCUAACUUGUUCUGUGCAGAAUGCAUCAUGAUUCUUGACCUAUUUGAUUAUAAUUCUUGCUGGUAUCCUUUUUCUUGUUCUUGUAAGAGUUGAGGACAAUGACACUUAUGGAUCUCGUUUAGAAAUUAUUCUUUUGCAAAUGGUGGGUUUUCUGAUCUGAAGAACUUUAACGUUCCGAUCUAAUGAAGCAACUCUCAUUUUUAGCGUAUGAUAGAAUUUUCUGGCAUCAGCAUCCAUAGGCUAUGGGAUGAACUGCAAUGGACUCCAAGGUGAUGCAGGUGAUAUGCCCUUAAACUUGCAACAACGUCAGGAUAAGAUUGAUAGCUGCAAUCUUUGACUUUUGAUCGGCUUAUGGGCCCCUCUACGUUGUUCCUUAAAUGAGAAAAGUACCUCUUCGUUCAGAUAAGGAUGUCAGCAGGAAUCAAUGGAUUCUGUCUCAUAUAAAAAGACGAGAUCUUGCAGUGGAUCAGUAAAACAAUCUCUCUAUUUAUCUGUUCAAUUCAUGGAUCAGCGGUAUGAUUAUUAGGUUAAAAAAGGAAUUAUCGGAAUUUUACUUAAAUACAUUAACAUGAUUGUAUUAAUUAUCUUCUUAGUGGAACUUCAAUUUUUUUUAAUCUCAGAUUUAUCAGAUUGUUUUUUUAACUCACUUUUUUUACUUCAAAAAACAUCUUAAAGAAUUAUACCCAAAUGGCAGACAUGUGAAUGUAGCAAGAGUAUCUACAUUCACCAAGGAAGCACAGUCUAUCAAACGUGGGCUCCACAAGUUGUGUCCAAUUGCUGCACGAGUACACGAGAGGGUGUGGCUUU
This is a messenger RNA of Musa acuminata AAA Group (dessert banana), 1576 nucleotides long. RefSeq names its product transcription factor BHLH148-like. Gene Ontology annotation, molecular function: protein dimerization activity. The transcript has 3 exons. The coding region runs from base 24 to 800 and encodes 258 amino acids. The record is from RefSeq and is a predicted model, not a curated record. NCBI's taxonomy places the organism in Eukaryota, Viridiplantae, Streptophyta, Magnoliopsida, Zingiberales, Musaceae.